ACAAUAUAGUAAUUACCAGCCAUCCUCAUCAUAAAAAACCACGGAACGACUUCAAUUCACUCACUACUCACUAGAACUCAGUUCCUAUUUUGUGUGCUCUCGCAUUUACUUUUUAUCUUUUCUUCUGAUUCCACAUAAGGGUGCCCUGAGAACACAUAUCACUAUGGUGAAGGCCGUUGCAGUCCUCAGCAGCAGUGAGGGAGUUAGUGGCACCGUCUACUUUGCGCAAGAAGGAGAUGCUCCGACAACAGUUACUGGAAACCUGAGUGGCCUUAAGCCUGGACUUCAUGGCUUUCACGUCCAUGCUCUAGGUGACACCACGAACGGUUGUAUGUCAACUGGUCCUCAUUUUAAUCCUGCGGGAAAAGAGCAUGGUGCUCCAGAAGACGGGAUUCGUCAUGCUGGCGAUCUCGGUAACGUCAAAGUUGGUGAAGAUGGCACCGCUACUUUCACUAUUACUGACAACCAGAUUCCUCUUUCUGGACCACAUUCCAUAAUUGGAAGAGCCGUAGUUGUCCAUUCUGACCCUGAUGAUCUUGGAAAGGGUGGCCAUGAACUGAGCAAAAGCACUGGAAAUGCUGGUGGGAGAGUUGCUUGUGGAAUAAUAGGGCUUCAGGGCUGAAUACCCUUGCGCUGUCCCCGUUGUGCUUUGGGUGACAACUUGGUUUUCACUCGAGAGAGUUUGUAAUAAAGUGCUGUUGGAAUUUCCGUUUUUCUUCGUUUAUGUAAUUUUAUCUUUGUAUACUGUCUUCUGAAUCUGGUGUUUAACUAAGUAUAUUGCCCUUCAUGCGUAUGAGAGUGAAAUAAAUUGGUCAUAAUGACAUCUUUUUCAUCA
Messenger RNA from Olea europaea var. sylvestris, 835 nucleotides. Its product is annotated as superoxide dismutase [Cu-Zn]. Gene Ontology annotation, biological process: removal of superoxide radicals. Lineage: Eukaryota; Viridiplantae; Streptophyta; Magnoliopsida; Lamiales; Oleaceae. The record is from RefSeq and is a predicted model, not a curated record. Gene Ontology annotation, molecular function: superoxide dismutase activity; copper ion binding. The transcript has 8 exons. The coding region runs from base 164 to 622 and encodes 152 amino acids.